AUGGAUAGAACUUUACUCAAGAAGACUGUUGGAAUACAACCAAAGAAAGAAUGUGAUUUAGACAUUAAACAAAGAAAGCAACCUACAGCUAUGGACAAAUGCGAUGUUUCUCGUACAAAAGGACAUAGGCCAAAAUCUACCCAUGGAAAGAAAAUCAAUCCGGAUUGCAUAAAACAGGCUAAAUUGUUGGUAGAAGAAGCAAUUAGGAACAAGAAAAUCUUUACUAUCCAAGGCUCUUAUCCUUUUAUACAGAGCGGCCUGCAGAGCAGAGGAUGGGUGGAGAAAAAGUUUCAAAAGACUCAACAAAAUGAUUAUGAUGAUCCAGAUGGUAUCUGUUAUCUUAUGUCAAGGCUUUUACGUGACCAAGACCCCAAUUUUGUUUGGGCAUCAACAUAUAAUUCCUUGGACAGCCACUUGCUAAAAAAUGAUCAGAUUAUAGUAAACCAUUAUUCCAAAUCUGUAUUCACAACUAAGGUGGGCCUGCACCUUAAUUUAAGAAAUCUACACUGGUUUGCAGAUGCUGAUCCCAAUUCGUUUUUCCCGCGUUGUUACCGACUUGGAGUCAAAGAGGAAAAGCAGGAAUUCAUUGAGGAUUUCCGGCUCACUGCUGCCUGUAGCAUUCUGAAAUGUGCUUGUGAAGGAAAAGCUAUGUCUAACAAAAGAAAUGAGAAAAAGGAAUGCCUUGCUGCACUUUUAUCAAGAUAUAACAAGACUGCUAAAAUAUGUGUAACAAGCGUUCCAGUUCAAAUGAUCAAAACAGCUCUCAAGGCUUGCCAGCUAUAUUUGAACACCUUGGAGCAUAAAGAUAUUGACUGGAAACAAAGUUCUAUAAAUGCCAUUACAGAAGAUCAAUGGAAGGAAUUUCUGCAAGGGUAUUAUCAGGUAAUCCAUGAAGAUGCAGCCAUAAAUCAAGCUGAAAACUAUAUUAGCCAGUGCCAAGAUAUGUUACAAAAACUGAAGGCCGUGAACCCCCAACUGGAAAUUGAAGGGGAAAGAAAUAUAUGGAUUGUAAAACCAGGAGCUUUAAGCAGAGGAAGGGGCAUAAUCUGUAUUGAUCACCUAGAAGAAGCCCUUAAAUUUGUGAACUGCAAUCCAUUGUUUAUAAAAGAUGACAAAUUGGUGGUGCAAAAAUAUAUUGAGAGGCCACUACUAAUCCAUGGCACCAAAUUUGAUGUGCGCCAAUGGUUUGUGGUAACAAACUGGAAUCCCCUAACUAUCUGGUUCUACAAGGAGUGUUACCUACGGUUCUCAACACAACCAUUCUCCUUGAAAAACCUACACGGCUCUAUACACCUGUGCAAUAAUGCUAUACAAAAGCACUAUAAAGUUUCCCAGAGCCGUCACCCACAUCUCCCAGAAGAAAACAUGUGGUUCAAGAAUCAAUUUCAAGAUUACCUCCAGAUGAUUGGAGCAAACAAUGCAUGGAAAGAAAUAAUCGAGCCAGGGAUGAAAGCAGCCAUCAUUCACACCAUGCAAUGUUCCCAGGACACGGUAGAGGGAAGGAAAAACAGUUUUCAGAUCUAUGGUGCAGACUUCAUGUUUGGAGAGAACUUUGAACCAUGGUUAAUUGAGAUCAAUGCCAGUCCUGAUAUGUCCCUGUCUACAUCAGUGACUAGCAGGCUUGUUGUUAGAGUCCAGGAGGAUAUACUACGUCUUGUCCUAGACCAUAAACAGGACUCUGAUGCUUAUGUGGGAGCAUUUGAGCUCAUUUAUAAACAACCUGCAGUGAAAAUCCCUCAACAUGACCGAAAAAAUCUGUUAGUUAAAGGGACUGCAAUUGAAAAACCACUCCAGACGUCACUAUUCACGACCAAAGAAAGCAACCAAACAUCCAAUGGUAGCAUUGCUAAGGGUAAAAUGAACCCUUGUUUAUUACACAGAGCAAAGACCACAGCAAUCUUGAAAGAAAUAAAGGAAGGGAGAGAAGCUCCGCCUUCUAAGAAGGUUGAGUUUAUAGUACUAUCUACUAAUAUACAGGAACUGGAGAAGAGUAAAGAAGGCCUUAACAAGUAUCAGCUACCAAAAUAUUGUGCACAGGAAAAGGCCCUUAGAAGAAAGGACACAGCAAGGAGUAAUAAGGAAGGCUUUGAUCAUCAAAAAUUGCCCAACAUAGAUACUGGCCAAUUACAAGUCAUUGGUCAAUUAGCAAAGAUGCAAAAGCCGGGAUCACUGACCAGGGCAUGUUAUAAAGGACCAGGCUCUUUAGCAAGUCCACAUCAAAUGUGUACCAGUGGCAAAACUGAAAAACUGACUAAAAAAAACAAAUAA
Messenger RNA from Xenopus laevis (African clawed frog), 2268 nucleotides. RefSeq names its product tubulin monoglycylase TTLL3. The coding region runs from base 1 to 2268 and encodes 755 amino acids. Lineage: Eukaryota; Metazoa; Chordata; Amphibia; Anura; Pipidae. The record is from RefSeq and is a predicted model, not a curated record. The transcript has a single exon.